AUGGAUCAAGAUGAUCUUUUCCCGAAUCGUGGUAGCUCCUCAUCUAGCACCCUACCCGAUAGUACCAGCUUGCGGUCAGUAGAUACUGAGCUGGUGAAAGAAGUCCUGGAGGCAACUGAUCCAGUCGAUCUAAAUCAUGUCGAUAAACUGCACUUCACCAAUUUAUUUGGUAUGCACCUAAAGCAAGAUCAGAGAGAGUUUGCAAGCGACUUUGAAAAGUUUAAUAAGGAGACUUUGAUGGAGGAGCGUUUGCGUUCCAAAGUGUCGAAAGUUUUAAGCUCUCAACAGAAAUCCAAUCAUCGACUUCGUGUCGUUGGAUCGUCUGACACCUGGGACCAGAAGUCUGACUCAAACUCGUUCAAGACCAUACCGUUGAAUGAAACCGAAUGGAACGAGAAUGUUCCUAUCGACUUGGAAAAGAACUUUGAGACUAUUCAGGAUGAUGUCUCGUCUGUGGAGAAAGGAUUCAUUCCAGUGUCCAGAAGGAACUUUGUAUCAGAGUGGUACCAUAAGCCGAAAAGAUACGAUAUUCAACGAAAGCUGAAAACCCGAAACUUGCUUAACAUUGCCCUCGGCGGAACUAUAGGAGUUGGUAUCCUUCUUUCUUCUGGAAAGGGCUUUAGUAUUGCAGGUCCUCUGGGAUGUUUAAUUGGUUUCAUGAUUACGGGAAUGGUUGUAUUAGCAACGAUGUUAUCCUUCUGUGAAAUGGUUACGCUAUUACCUCUAUGUGGUGGUGUGAGUGGCGUGGCUUCUCGUUUUGUAGACGAUGCCUUUGGGUUUGCUUUAGGCAUUGGUUACUGGUUUUCAUACACAAUAGGACUUCCAACGGAGAUCAUUGCGGCUACGAUUAUGCUAAGUUAUUACGAACAUCUUCAUGUCCCUGGACCAUCCACUUCAGCCUGGGUUGUGUUUUUCAUUGUGGUCAUUGUGUCAAUAAAUCUUUGUGAUGUUAGAGUCUACGGCGAAGUUGAAUACUUUUCAACCAUUAUAAAAGUGUUAGCAUUGCUGGUGUUGAUCAUUUUCAUGGUAGUCCUCAAUGCUGGAGGCGUUGCACCAAGCCACGAAUACAUUGGUUUUCGGUAUUGGGAUUCUUCCAAAACGAAUAGAACAGAGUUCAUAUCGAAUGGGCCGUUUCGACCUACUUUUGACUUGGCAGAUAAGGGUCUGGGGUCGUUCAAUGGAAUUGGAGGGAACUUGGGUAGAUUCUGCUCUGUUCUUGUAGCUUGCGUACUGGCAGCAUAUUCAUAUGUUGGGACUGAAAUUGUGUUGAUCGCAGGAGGAGAAAGUCAAAAUCCACGUAAAGCUAUCCCAGCUGCAACUAAAGUCAUAUAUUGGAGAAUUAUAUUUUUUUACAUGCUGGCAAUAUUCGUCAUUGGACUGAACAUCAACUCAGGAGAUCCUCGGUUACUUAGGUUUUAUACCGAUGGGGGUGCUCCAGCGGACUCACAGGAACAACAAGAUAUACAAUCAGUGAUGGACAGGAACAAUGGAAACAAUUGCCAUUUUACAUUAUUGAAAUGGGGAGGAUUUUCGAAUGGUAACCAAUCUCCAUGGAUUAUCGCUCUACAGAGUGCGGGAUUAUGCAGUUUUGCAGCCGUCUUAAAUGCGUUUUUAAUAUACUUUGCACUCACAGCAGGAUCAUCUCAGUUGUAUGCGUCAUCCCGAACUCUUUACUACCUAUCAAUUCAAGGAAAGGUACCGAAAGUCUUUGGAAUCUGCUCAAAAAGAGGUGUUCCGUAUAUUAGCGUUCUAUUUACAGGAUCAUUCUCCACCUUAGCAUUUUUUGCUGUGGAGCAAAACACUGUGGUAGUUUUUUCAAGGUACCUAAGUAUCUGCGCAUCAGCGGGACUAAUUGUGUGGACUGGCAUGUGCCUUUCAUUUAUUCGUUUUUACUAUGGGUUACAGCUGAGACCCGACAUCAUAACCAGAAACGAUGACAACUACCCAUACAGAUCACCAUUUCAACCGUAUCUGGCCUAUUUUGGAUUCUGUAUGGGGUCAAUUCUGGUACUAUCUUCUGGCUUCGUGGUGUUCCUUAACGGUCACUGGUCCACUACUUUCUUUUUCACCAGUUAUGGAUCAUUAAUACUGCUGUUCGUUUGUUAUUUUGGAUACAAAAUAUUGCGGAGAACCUCAAUUCAAAGGCUAGACCAACUUGAUUUAGAUUCUGGUCGGAGAGAAAUUGACCGAAUUAUUUGGGAAGAAGAAAAAGACUAUACGGUAACCGUGAAGGGAUGGAUACGGUUUAUUAUCAAAAAAUUUGUCUACUAA
This is a messenger RNA of Komagataella phaffii GS115, 2271 nucleotides long. Its product is annotated as Component of the SPS plasma membrane amino acid sensor system (Ssy1p-Ptr3p-Ssy5p). The transcript has a single exon. The coding region runs from base 1 to 2271 and encodes 756 amino acids. The record is from RefSeq and is a predicted model, not a curated record. Gene Ontology annotation, cellular component: membrane. Gene Ontology annotation, molecular function: amino acid transmembrane transporter activity. Gene Ontology annotation, biological process: amino acid transmembrane transport. Lineage: Eukaryota; Fungi; Ascomycota; Pichiomycetes; Pichiales; Pichiaceae.